AUGGCUCAACAACGCCCCAAUCUCCUGGACCUGCGGGCCAACUCUCACAGCUCAGCCAUGUCCUCCGUCUCGCGACCCCUGAGAUCGCCGCGGUUGCACGUCGCUGGCGAAGCACCUCCCGAACUAUCCCCAUUAGAUGCCUUUGCCCUUCAGAGCCGCAUGCUGGCCAAGCAGCUCCAGGCCAGCGAAAAGGACGGUCAGAGGCUGAGCCGCCUGCCACCCUUGACAGUAGAGAGCCCACUGAUGGUCCAGGGCAGGUCCGAUUACUUUCGCUCCAUGUCUACCGAUGCUGAGGCCGAGUCACUACAUGCGCAAGAGGGAAAUCGGUCUCCAGAGAGCUCCCUCAACUCUGGAUUGGGGCUGAGGACUGAAUACCAGGACGCAUUUGGCCCAGAGGAGCGCCCCAGAUCCAUGCACCCACGCAUGAGCAGCGUACCUCCCUCGUCACACGAACCGAUGCCUGAGAUGCGACCACCUCCGGUCGAUUUUACGAGGCCACAGCCGCAGCUGAAUCGAGACCAGACUUCCUUUGGCACACGGCAAGAGCGGUCGCCGUCCCCCUUCCUCAACAAUGAUAUCCAGCCGAUACCCGAUCAGAAUACGGAGCGACUGCCUGUCCGGAAUGAUAAUGCCCCGACGUCCGGCUCGCCCCUGCAGACUUCUACGCCCGCCGAUGCAUUCGACGGGCCCAAUCCAGGCUCCCUGGACGAUAUCGGCCUCGCACCCCCGCGCCCCGUAUUCCCAAAGCGAUCAUCCAGCAUCAUGUCGUCCCCCCUGUCGCCCUCUGAGGAGGACGGGUCCGCUAGCCUGUCCGGAUCCUUCAACUCGCUACCGCCCCGCAAGCUUUCAUCCAGCAGUACAGCCUUUGCCAACAACCCUGCUGUCACCCCUUCGUUGAACCAGCUCAGACGAACCCCGUCGGCUGGGUCCGAGUCGUCAGCCUUACCGCGCCCCUCGUUCAACUUCUCCAGGCCCAUGAGCCGAUCCGGCACCCCCAGCUUCGACGCACCGUCUCGACAGGCCUCGUGCGACAGCCAGCCCUCCUUCUUCCUGGCGGAUGAGACAAUGCACACGCCUGUCAGCAUGCACAGCGAUGCCUUCACGGACAACCUACCCGAGGAUUAUCAGGCUGCGCCCUCAUACAUUUACUCCAAGUUUGCUCUCCCCAGAGGAAAGGUGGUUCAGCGGGGCGAGGGUCCGGAAAACCAGAACCAGGCAGCGUCUUCGUCGAGGAACGCACCGCCAUCACCUCCUUCUCGCCCAACCAGCUCAUCCUAUGUCAAGCCUGUCGCUGAUGAUGCUGCGAGCGUCAUGAGCAGCCUGACACGUCCGUCUACGGACUCCAGGAAGCCCAGCUUUGACAGCUCCAGGCUGGCCGUCGACUACCCCCCGCCUCCCACAGGCCGACAGUCGCAGGAUGAGAACCGGUCGUCCGAGGAGAUCCCUAGGGGCCGCGCCCGCUCGCCGCGCCUGCCAGAGCCUCCUCGCGGCCGCACACCCACAUCGAAUGCGCCCACCAGCGACACAGCCAGCACGGUACGCCCGCCACCUACAGCUCGUUCAGGUACGACAGUCUCGGAUAUGUCGGCCGAGGAGCACCUGGCCAAGGGAAUCUCUUGCCACGAGAACGGCUCCCUGCAGGAGUCUACGUACCAUCUGCGCCAUGCUGCGCGUAUGAACAACCCCACAGCUAUGCUUCUCUAUGCCCUGGCCUGCCGACACGGUUGGGGCAUGAGAGCCAACCAGAAGGAAGGCGUGCAGUGGUUGCGCAAGGCUGCCGACUAUGCCCAGAUCGAGAUUGCAGAUGAUGAGGACCAAGCGAAGGACGGCAAGCAUGUUGAUGCCAUUGAGCGGAGGACGCGCAAGGCCCAGUUUGCCUUGAGCAUCUACGAGCUGGGCGUCAGCCAUAUGAAUGGCUGGGGAAUCGAGCAGGAUAAAGCUCUGGGGCUACGGUGCUUCGAAAUUGCUGGCAGUGAGCUUCCCCCCAUCCUCUCCCAUAUCCGGGUACGAAGUCGUGAAGCUAACCUCCUCGUCUCUUUAGCAUGGGGUGAUGUUGACGCUCUCGCCGAAGCAGGAUUCUGCUAUGCUCAAGGCAUCGGGUGCAAGAAGAAUCUCAAGAAGAGUGCCAAAUUCUACCGCAUGGCUGAAGCAAAGGGCAUGAGUAUGGUUGGCAACAGCUGGAUCCACAAGGCAAAGUACAACAUGGACGAGGAGGAAGCGUCGCCCACAAAGAAGGAGAAGGACAAGAAGAAGUCCCGAAGCAAAUCUCGCACAAGGUCCAUGUUCACCCGAAAAGCAGCAGCCUCAUGA
Messenger RNA from Geosmithia morbida, 2310 nucleotides. Its product is annotated as Sel1 repeat. The transcript is spliced from 2 exons. Bases 1 to 2310 code for a protein of 769 amino acids. The record is from RefSeq and is a predicted model, not a curated record. Lineage: Eukaryota; Fungi; Ascomycota; Sordariomycetes; Hypocreales; Bionectriaceae. Gene Ontology annotation, molecular function: protein binding.